Spizellomyces punctatus DAOM BR117 is the source of this 938-nucleotide messenger RNA. RefSeq lists its product as uncharacterized. Lineage: Eukaryota; Fungi; Chytridiomycota; Chytridiomycetes; Spizellomycetales; Spizellomycetaceae. The record is from RefSeq and is a predicted model, not a curated record. Gene Ontology annotation, cellular component: mitochondrion; mitochondrial inner membrane. The transcript is spliced from 3 exons. Gene Ontology annotation, biological process: ubiquinone biosynthetic process. Bases 26 to 895 code for a protein of 289 amino acids.
GGUGAUGGGAUGAGAGACAUGGCAGAUGACCAAAAUGCUGCUCCGUUGUCAUAAAACAUUAUGCUCGCCGCGACACCUACCUUGGAGCUUGCGAUUGCCGAUCACCUGUCAAUCUUCGCGACGGGCGCACGGCACAUAUGGCCCCGCAAACUCGAGCAAUACUGAACACAGACGUGAUCCAGGACUCUUGGAACGGACUUGGAUAGCAGUGUCCUCGGCAUUUGGUGCGAUGGCCGACCCGACACGUCAAGAAACGGUUGCCUAUCUUGGAGAAGCAACUGGUCCGUACUUUCUGGCACGUGCACGGGAUAAGAUGCUCGUUCAUCCCGUAGGACGCCGUAUAUUGCGCGAGAGGCCUGUAAUCAAUACUACAACGCUGGAUCUAGAUCGGCUGCGCGGUUUGCCGGAUGGCACGUUUGGGCGGGAAUAUGUACGUUUUUUGGAUACCGAACAUGUGUCGCCCGACACGAGAGUACCAGUCAAAUUUAUAGGAAAUACCGAGCUAGCGUACGUGAUGCAGCGGUAUCGUGAGGUUCAUGACUUUUGGCACACCCUCACCGGUCUCCCGACAACAAUCGAAGCAGAGAUUGGACUAAAAUGGCUAGAGUUUGUGCAGAGUGGCUUUCCUGUCGCAAUGCUUAGUGCGUUCGUUGGACCUUUGCGUUUGACAUCGACAGAACGGGAGGUGCUGUUUUCUCAUUAUGUCCCAUGGGCGGUGCAAUGCGGUAGUAGUUGUCAAUUUCUAUUGAACAUUUAUUACGAAGAGCAUAUGCAUCGUCCAUUGGACGAGCUACGAAAGGAAUUGGGCUUCAUACCUUUACCUAGCAUAGCAGAUAGCGUGACAUCCGGAUAUAGUGAGGCCGCUAAGGAGGGCCAGACAACUCAAAUCAACUAGCUAACUUUUGCAUGUUUCCUAAUAUCAUUGUCUUCAUACAAUA